This is a messenger RNA of Vidua macroura (Pin-tailed whydah), 3840 nucleotides long. RefSeq names its product epithelial discoidin domain-containing receptor 1-like. Gene Ontology annotation, cellular component: signaling receptor complex. Gene Ontology annotation, biological process: multicellular organism development; cell surface receptor protein tyrosine kinase signaling pathway; protein phosphorylation. NCBI's taxonomy places the organism in Eukaryota, Metazoa, Chordata, Aves, Passeriformes, Viduidae. The record is from RefSeq and is a predicted model, not a curated record. Gene Ontology annotation, molecular function: protein tyrosine kinase collagen receptor activity; collagen binding; ATP binding.
CCAUCCCAGUUAAUCCCAGUUCAUCCCAGUCCCUCCCAGUCCCUCCCAGUCCCUCCCAGUUCAUCCCCAGUCCAUCCCAGUUCAUCCCAGUCCCUCCCAGUCCCCCCCAGUCCCUCCCAGUCCAUCCCAGUCCAUCCCAGUCCAUCCCAGUUCAUCCCAGUUCACUCCCAGUCCCCCCCAGUCCAUCCCAGUUAAUCCCAGUUCAUCCCAGUCCCUCCCAGUCCAUCCCAGUCCAUCCCAGUCCCUCCCAGUUCAUCCCAGUCCAUCCCAGUUCACCCCCAGUUCAUCCCAGUCCAUCCCAGUUCAUCCCAGUCCAUCCCAUUCACCCCCAGUUCAUCCCAGUCCAUCCCAGUCCCUCCCAGUCCCUCCCAGUUCAUCCCAGUCCAUCCCAGUCCCUCCCAGUUCACCCCCAGUCCCUCCCAGUCCCUCCCAGUCCCUCCCAGUUCAUCCCAGUCCAUCCCAGUCCCUCCCAGUUCACCCCCAGUCCCUCCCAGUCCCUCCCAGUUCAUCCCAGUUCAUCCCAGUCCCUCCCAGUUCACCCCCAGUCUCUCCCAGUUCCCUCCCAGUGCUCCCAGUAUCCGCGGGCUGGGGGCGGGGCCAUGGCGGCGCUGCCGCUGCCCCUCCCCCUCCUGCUGCUGGCCGGGGUGGCCGAGGGGACCCCGCGGGGGACAGCGGGGACAGCGCUGGACCUGGGCCGCUGUCGCUUCGCUCUGGGCAUGCAGGACGGGACCAUCCCCGACUUUCGCCUCUCGGCCUCCAGCGCCUGGUCAGACUCCACCGCCGCCCGCCACGGCCGGCUGGGCCGCAGCGACGGCGACGGCGCCUGGUGCCCGGCGGGGCCGGUGUUCCCGGCCGAGCAGGAGUUCCUGGAGGUGGACCUGGGCCGGCUGCACGUGGUGACGCUGGUGGGGACGCAGGGACGCCACGCGGGGGGACACGGCCGCGAGUUCGCCCGGCAGUACCGGCUGCGCUACAGCCGCGACCGGCGCCGCUGGCUGCGCUGGAGGGACCGCUGGGGAGCCGAGGUGAUCGGUGGCAACGAGGACCCCGAGGGGGUGGUGCUCAAGGACCUGUCCCCGGCGCCGGUGGCCCGGGCGCUCCGGGUGUACCCGCGGGCGCCGCGCGCCAUGAGCGUCUGCCUGCGCCUCGAGCUCUACGGCUGCCCCUGGGAGGCCGGGCUCCUGUCCUACACGGCUCCACGGGGACACGUCAUGGCCCUGGACCCCGUCCCCAUCGUCCUCAACGACUCCACCUACGACGGCUUCAGCGCUGGCCCGUUGCACUUCGGGGGGCUGGGCCAGCUCUCGGACGGGGUCCUGGGCCUCGAUGACUUCUUGAGGACCCGCGAGCGCCGCCUGUGGCCGGGCUACGACUACGUGGGGUGGCCGCGGCCACCGGGGCCACAGCCCCACGUGGAGCUGGAGUUCGAGUUCCAGGAGCUCCGGACCUUCCACGCCAUGCAGGUCCACUGCAACAACCUCCACACGCGCGGGGUCGGAGUCUUCCGGGCGGUCGAGUGUCGCUUCAAGAAGAUCUUGGCCACGGCCUGGGAGCCCAUGGUGGCCAGCCACAGCCUGGCCGGGGACAUCAAGGACCCCAGUGCCCGCUCGGUCACCGUCCCCUUGGGCGGGCGCCACGCCCGCUUCAUCCAGUGCCGCUUCUUCUUCGGCGCCGAGUGGAUGCUCUUCAGUGAGGUCUCCUUCAUCUCAGAGGUGCUGGAUGACCCCACGGGUGCCAGCGGGUGGCCCCCGACCCCUGACCCUUCCGCCGCCAUCUUGGAAAAUGCCCACGAUGGGGGCGGAGCCACCAAUGUUACCUCCUCGGUAGCCCCCGGGGAGGCCGAACCGGUCCCGCCGGCGGCCCAGGGCGAGGCGGGGCAGUCGCCGGCGCUGCUGGGCUGCCUGGGCGCCAUCAUCCUCCUCCUGCUCGCCGUCAUCAUCCUCAUCCUGCAGCGCCGCCGCGCGGCCGGGCCGCUGGGCAAGGGCUGCGGGCCGGAGGCGGCGCUGCGGGUGCAGCUCUCGGGGGACACCGUGGUCAUCAACAACGCCACGGGGGGCGGAGGGCGCGGGGGGGGACCCCGCUACGAGCGGAUCGGAACCGGCACCGGCACCGGCACCGGGACCAGAACCGGAUUUGGAACCGGAACCGGGGAGUACCAGGAACCCACCCGGGCACGGCCCCGAACCCCCCCCGGUGCCCCCCGGGGCUGCCAACCCGGCCUAUCGGCUGCUCCUGGCCACCUACGCCCGGCCAAUAGGAGGCCUCGCCAAGGCCCCCGCCCAAUGCUGCCAAGCCAAUCAACACCGACGGUGACCCCGAGGGAGGGGCGGGGGCCUACGCCGAGGCUGACGUCACCGGAGGCUCCGCCUAUGCCCUGGCUGGCCCCGCCCACAGCCCCACCCAUGGCCCCACCCUCCCGUCAUUCCCCCGGCACCGCCUCCGCUUCCGCGAGAAGCUGGGGGAGGGGCAGUUCGGAGAGGUGCUGCUGUGUGAGGUCAUCGCCCCCCACACCCUGGGCCUGGCCCCCGCCCCCUGGCUCAGGCUCCGCCCCCUUGGCCCCAGAGCGCCCCCUGUUGGUUGCGGUCAAGGUGCUGCGGCCGGACGCCCCCAAGAACGCCCGGCGGGAUUUCCUGCAGGAGGCGCGGACGCUGGGCCGGCUGCGGGACCCCAACAUCGUGCGGCUGCUGGGGGUGUGCGCCGGGCCCGGCCCCCUGUGCAUCGUCACCGAGUACAUGGAGCACGGAGACCUGCACCGCUUCCUGGGCGGGCCCCGCGGCCACGCCCUCAGCCUGGCCGCGCUGGUGGGGCUGGGGGCGCAGAUCGCCGCCGGGAUGCGCUUCCUGGCCGCGCGGAACUUCGUGCACCGGGACCUGGCCACGCGGAACUGCCUGGUGGGCCGGGGGCUGCGCGUCAAGGUGGCCGAUUUCGGCAUGAGCCGCCGCCUGCGCGGCGCCGAGUACGGGCGAGUGCGCGGCCGCGCGCUGCUGCCCAUCCGCUGGAUGGCCUGGGAGAGCAUCCUCUGGGGCACGUUCAGCCCGGCCAGCGACGCCUGGGCCUUCGGCGUGACGCUCUGGGAGGUUCUGACGCGCUGCCGGGAGCAGCCAUACGGCGCCCUGAGCGACGAGCAGGUGAUCGCCAACGCCGGCCACCACUUCCACAACCGCGGCCAGCAGCAGUACCUGCCCUGCCCCCCCGGCUGCCCCCCGGCCCUGCACCGGCUCAUGCUGCGCUGCUGGGCCCGCGAGGCGGCCGAGCGGCCGGACUUCGGCCACCUGCACCGGGCCCUGAGUGACCGCUGGGCCCUGGAGUGACCACGGAGUGACCACGGAGUGACCAUGGAGUGACCACGGUCACCUUCAUCAUCAUCAUCAUCACUGACCGCUCACGGAGUGACCACUGAGUGACCACUGAGUGACCGCUGGGCCCUGGAGUGACCACGGAGUGACCACGGAGUGACCACGGUCACCUUCAUCAUCAUCAUCAUCACUGACCGCUCACGGAGUGACCACUGAGUGACCGCUGGGCCCUGGAGUGACCACGGAGUGACCACUGAGUGACCACUGAGUGACCACAGUCACCUUCAUCAUCAUCAUCAUCACUGACCGCUCACGGAGUGACCACUGAGUGACCACUGAGUGACCGCUGGGCGCUGGAGUGACCACGGAAUGACCAUGGAGUGACCACGGUCACCUUCACCAUCAUCAUCAUCACUGACCACGCUCUGAGUGACCACUGAGUGACCACUGAGUGACCAUGGAGUGACCACUGAGUGACCGCUGGGCCCUGGAGUGACCACUGAGUGACCACUGAGUGACCACUGAGUGACCACGGGCAUCUUCC